Molecule: messenger RNA, 7533 nt
Organism: Penicillium brevicompactum
Lineage: Eukaryota; Fungi; Ascomycota; Eurotiomycetes; Eurotiales; Aspergillaceae
Product: Beige/BEACH domain protein
Exons: 6
Coding region: 1-7533 (2510 amino acids)
Molecular function (GO): protein binding
Source: RefSeq, a predicted model, not a curated record
AUGGCUCCGCCGGCUCCCCUCCACCCUCCCUCCCCCUCGGGAUCGACCGAACGAUUGGCCGAAGAGCUAGCUCCCACCAUUGACCAGCUGAAGAACCUCGGCGCGGGCGCCGCGAUUACUCUUCCCCAGGUUCUAUCCACUACCGAGCCUCUUCUCCGCCUCCGCCAUACCUUUAUUGAUGAUGCACGGCCUCGCACCGCCAAAGAUGCAUUCCGUUAUCUGCAGGGCUUUCAGACAUUGCUCUCGUUUGCAGACCGAAUUGCCGAGCUCUAUCACCCCGAGCUAUCCAAGGAAGACCGGAAGGGUCUGUUGAGCAUAUUUAAAGAUGUGCUGGGUGUUCUGGCAGAAGGCUUGAAGGAUCAUUUUGGCAACAAGCGAUACUUUGCCCGCAAGAUCGCCGGAGGAGGUAUUGCUGCACUGGAGCGGACUCUGACUUCGUUGGUCAAGAAGAUAGACACGAUUGAGAGCGACGCACAACAUCUUUACGGCGCAAUAUUUGCCGCAGCCCUAUGCCAGGAGACAGUGGCGGGGAUUUUCGUCACAGUCGGUACAAAAUUCGCGGAUGAUAAAGACUCCGCAUCAUCAAAAGACGUGCAAGAUGCCGUGGAUCGCUGCAUUGGCUCAGCCGAAACGGUGGAGGUACCAGAACUACUCGGCCCAUUUCUUCGGGUGUGGUUGAUGCACUCGUCUUUUUCAGCCGGGUAUACCGUCCUAAGGCUGGCCCUACCAGCUUGUCUGUGCCAGUUGGCUUCACAGUCUCGGAGGAACGUUGUAGCAUUACAUGCUACCGAGAUGCUCACCUCUAUCCUUCCACUCUUGUUUGAUGGCGUGCGCUCCGAGAGCGAGAAGACAAUUUACCAAACUCUCGCCCAAUCUCUCAGCGUGCAGGGUAUGAGUAGCUUGGAAGAUGCUGUUGCGCUGUAUCGUGGCGCACAUGAAAAUCCACAGGUGUUAAAGGUUCUGCUGUCUGCUCUCAAAUCUUCCAAGGAGCCUCCAUCAAUACAGUUCGAUAUGUCCAGACAUGGAUUCUGCUCGGUCGAGUUUGCAACCCUUGGCCGGCCAUUCCCUCCCAUCGUGUCCUCGGGUUAUACUUUGGCAGCCUGGGCUCGAUUUGACGAAUUUGAUCCCAAUACGCAUACUACUAUUUUUGGUGCAUUUGAUGCGAGCCAGACUUGUUUUAUUCUUGCAUACCUGGAAAGGGAUACGCGACACUUCAUCCUCCAAACUUCGAUUCGAGGUGCUCGGCCCAGUGUUCGAUUCAAGGCCGCUAAAUUCGAGCCAAAUCGUUGGUAUCACAUAUGUAUUGUUCACAAAAGACCGAGGCCCAUGUCUUCGUCUCGGGCAUCUUUGUUCAUAGAUGGCGAAUUCGUCGAACAGCUUAAGAUCGAAUACCCUUCAGUUCCUACUAGCCAUCACCCCAGCAAACCUCCUCGGAUCCAGGCAUUCUUUGGAACGCCCCAGGACCUGGCAAUGCGUCUUGGGAAAGGGGUUUCUACUUCUCGAUGGUCACUCGUCAAUGGAAUGCUCUUCGACGAGGCUUACAGUGAUGACAUGGUAGCCGUAUUCUACAACCUUGGGCCUCGAUAUUAUGGAAAUUUCCAAGAUUGUUUAGGCUCCUUCCAAACAUACAAGGCAUCUGCAACCCUCAAUCUACGGAACGAACACCUCCAUCCAGGCAAGGAAGAGGCCUCCGACAUUGUCACUGCCAUUCGGAGAAGAGCCAGCACUUUGGUCCGAGAGAGCUCUAUCCUGAUCAAUGUAUCGCCCGUUGCCGUUCUCGAUGAUGACGACAGUAACAACAUUGAUGAGUCGCAGUUGAUCAAAUGCCUUUCGCGACAAGCAGCCAAAAGCUUGCAGCAGUUGACGAAGGCAGGCGGGAAUGCUGUCGCGGUGAAUGGUGGCACCCCAGCAAUCAAUGACGGCCUCACUCAGCCCCAAGGAGUCGGCAUCUUGACAGGCGAUCCUGUCGUGGCUGUUCCCAGAGCAUUAGAUGACGCCAGUUGGUGCAUCGGCGGGUGUGCUGCGGUACAUUUGAGCUUGGUCAAGGCGGCAAGCACCGUUGAAAGCACCCGGAUGGCUGUCAGCGCUCUCUACGAAUCUGUGCAGGAUAAUUGGAGAAACAGUGAGGCAAUGGAAAGAGAAAACGGAUAUGGUAUUCUCGCGGCCCUGCUGAGGGAGAAGCUUGGUUUCCACAUUGGCAAUUCCGCUGCGCCGAGCAAAAUUCCUGCUGUCAGCUCCGAUCCCAAAGAGCUGUUUGCUCUGACCCUCGAUCUGCUGCGUUUGACUCUUGCAUUUGUUGGCUACGAUUUCGAACGUCCCAAUCGCUCCAUCAUCACCAAUCCGCUCGCCUACCGUGUUUUGCUAGUCGAUAUGGAUGUCUGGCGACUCAGUGAAUCACAGGUCCUCGAGUUGUACUACUCACAGUUCUGCACUUUCUCUUCUGAUAGCAAUUUCCGCCGUUUUAACGCCAGGCGGCUGGGCCGCAUGCGCGUGAACAAAAAGUUGUUGGAAACUUUGAAGAGUGGAGAAAUAACCAAAGAAUCUCUCCAACCUUGCCUGUCAGCAUUCCGGUCGUUGAUGGAGAGCAGUCCGUCUCCCGAUUUGUUGCGCUCUCUGGCACUAUCAAUUACAUAUGUCCUUCACAAACCAAAAGCCCCGACCAGCCUGCAGAAAAAGAAGAGUUUCCGAUACUUGUCGCCUUCGUCGCGACCCUCGUCGGCGAAAUCAGAAAGCAAAUACAUUUCCAGUGUCACCCUGGGCAUUGAGAUGUUGCGGCUGUACUGCUCAGUGUUGUGUAAUCCACAUGACUCUGUCCCCCUGCGGAAGUUUGCCAAAGCCGUGACCAGCAAGUGGCUUCUUUACCUCAUGUGCGAAGAUGAGCCGGAGAUUGCGCUGCUUGCGACAAAGAUACUAGCACGCUUAGUUGUCGUCCAUGGCAGUGGAUACAGCAAGAAAUUUGCAGAGAAGAGCGGUGGAUAUAUUCUCCUAGAGCAUCAUCUUAAGAGAUGGUGGAACAUCCCGGCUCUGUGGCCGAUCUGUUUCGGUAUUCUUUUUGGCGUGGAUCACGCCUCGCUCGAUCUCACCAAACCCUUGGAUUCGGCUGCAUUGAUUCACAUUUUCCUGGAGAAAGGCGAUGCGAAGGUUGUCUUCCCUGAUAUGCUGCCUGUCAUCACGAAUAUGUUGAAAAGCGGAGCACGCAACAUAAUCAUGUCGACCCAGACAGAUGGCGACAGCCAUCUUUCGCUUCAAGAACAAGCUUCCACCUGUGAAAAGCCUCGUAUGGACUCACUGAAGCUUUCCGAUGCUUCGGACCAACGCAUUCAUGGCUUUACGCUUCUCACUUCAAUCGUUCAAUUUCUCGCACAAAUACGUCGCAAGUCUCCGGUGUUCCAAGAGUUCACUGCACACUCUACUUACGUGCAAGAAAUCCUUGCCGUGCUUUAUCCCGUCGUCGUGGGUGCAGAUACCGUCAGCCCCAACACCGAAUUGAACUUCCGACACAGUGGGCUUAGCUUCGAUGACAGCAACUUGGUUCUGCGCCCGCGCUCGAGCACGACAGGAACUCCUGCGACAGGCAACCCUGCGGCUGUGCAAACAACAACGGUUGAUUGCCCGGAAGUUCUUCAUGAUAGCACUAGCUCUUUGCGCCGAGGGUCUUCCUUUAUCUUGAUUUCUUCCGAUAAAUCAAAGCCCCAACAGUCUUCUGCACGCAUCCGACGAUUCACGAAUCCCACAUUCACCGCAAGCAAAGCUGUCACGGAUCACCCUCUUGUCAAAGCUUUGUUGGAGCUAAUUCUUGAUAUCUUCCAAGAUCAGCUUUUGGAGCGCAAGGACUUCACAGGGCUUGGCCUCUACCUCAAGACGCCGCCUGGAUUCCUAGAACACCAAGCGUAUUUCAACUCUUGGGUGUUCGGCUACUUACUUUCAACGCUACAAGACCUGCCUCUUGUCCGACCAGGUCUCUUGCACGAGCCUCGUGUAUUGACCAAUCUGGGACGCCUCGCCAUACAUCUGACGGAGGCCGUCUAUGAGGGGUGGUUCAUAAAUGGAGGGCAGUCCACUAUGGAAUUCACAGGCACUCUGCUGGAGUAUCUUCAGCGCCCUGACAUCUCCCAGCUGAAAAGCAUUCGUCUGUGUGGACCGGCAGUAACGACUAUUCGCUCAACGCUGUAUAAGACGGUCCUACUCCAGCUAUCCGAGGCAGAUGACUCUGCAACAGUCCCCCUGCUUAAUCGGUUAAACUAUUGGCAAGUGGUUGUCCUUGCGGCAGCCGAAACUCAGUCAAAGCAUCUCCAUCUUCUUUGCUAUCUACUGUACACUAAGCUGAUCAGCACAGAUGGAGAAGUUCGCUCCGCUGCUGCCCGCUUAUGGAGAGUCAUUCUGGUGCAGGCGCCGGAUGAGAUAACAGCUCUUCUCGGGCACGGUUCCGUUACCCUCCAGCGUCGACUUGCAGACGGCUUUGACGCACUCUCAGGAAUGGAGGAUGAAGCUUUCUUGAUAUGGAUCGAUGAACAGCGUGAAGACCUUGAUGCUUUGUUCUUUGGUUCCUUUUCUCGCUCAUGGGAUAAUUUCGUUCACGAGGAAAAUGUCAGCUGCGAAGAAUCCGUCAAAUCUCGAGUCUCAAAGCGCAAAGAUAAACUCAAGCAAUGGGCUCAAAUUGAGAAAUUCGACGAAGACAUGACCCGAAAGCAUGACGCCACUCUACCCCAUUGGAUUUCAAACAUUGCAGCAUCCGAGUUCUUGAAGUCUCAGAGAUUCCUACAAGAUCUGCAUGAUAGCUCAACUUUCAUGUGGUCGGCCUUCUCGGACCUGUUACUUGACUUGCGACGACCGGGUGGCCUUUUGUCUGAAGACAAAGAGAGGAGAUGGUGGCUCGACCAAACCGAGGGUCGUAGUCGCAUGCGAUUGCGUCUUGUUCCGGAUGAAUCUGGAGACCGACAAGACUACCAACCUAAGCGCAAAGCAUCGGAACCUCCUGCAAUAAAAUUGGAUACCCGAGUACGUGCGCUUUCGGAGGGUGAGGGCUUAUCAACUCCCCAUCCUCUCAAUUCGGAAUCCGAGAAUGUGGAGGGUGUUUCGCCGAAUGGUGACACCGACAAUCGCAGUCUCAUAGAGGAUAACUUUGAGUUGAUCGAUGAUCCCAAGAUCGAGCUGGAAGAUUAUGAAGACAGGAAUCGCAAGGUGAUGCGAUCUCUCCAGCGUGGCGAUCAAGUACAAAGCGUCUGCAAUUUGUCUCGAAUCAUUGGCUUAGAGGCAGUAGAAGGCAUUUUGAUCCUCGGCAAAGACUGCAUCUACAUACUUGACAAUUUCUUCCAGAGAGCAGAUGGUGAAAUUGUGAAUGUCUGGCAAGCCCCCAACGAGGAGCGAGAUCCCUACGUGCGCAUGAUCGCAGGUCGGGAGUCCAACGAUCGACGCUCGCAAGAACACGAGACUAGAAGCUGGAAAUGGUCCGAUCUGGUCAGCGUCUCUAAGCGCCGCUUUUUGUUCCGCGAUGUUGCGCUGGAAAUAUUCUUCACGGAUGGCACGAGCUACUUGUUGACUUUGAUGUCAACUCGAGCAAGAGACGAUUUGUGCAACCAGCUGGGUGUCAGGGCACCGCAGGUCACUGGAAGUACUGGACACUCGCGCCCAGAGGAUAUCUGGCGGUUUGAAACUCUUCGCAGCCAGGAUGAUGCGCCGCAGUCCCUGGGUUCUAAAUUUGCUAGUGUCUUUGGUCAUUUGCCCUCAAACCCAGCAACGCGGAAAUGGGUCAAGGGUGAAAUUUCGAACUUCCACUAUCUCAUGCUGAUCAACACCUUUGCUGGACGCACAUUCAAUGACUUGACUCAAUACCCGGUGUUCCCAUGGGUUCUGGCAGACUACACUAGUGAAGAGCUCGACCUCACCAACCCAGCUACGUUCCGAGACUUGUCGAAACCCAUGGGAUGUCAGACCCUGGAGCGAGAAGCGGGAUUCCGGGAGCGUUACAAUGCUUUCGCCGAGAUGGGCGAUGAUAAUUCGCCGCCUUUCCACUACGGAACUCACUACUCCUCUGCCAUGAUUGUAUGCUCUUAUCUGAUCCGCCUGCAACCGUUUGUCAAGUCCUACCUCCUUCUCCAAGGCGGAUCCUUUGACCAUGCCGAUCGUCUCUUCUAUUCCAUCCGCAAGGCAUGGGAAUCGGCGUCCAAGGGAAGCAUGACGGACGUUCGAGAGUUGAUCCCUGAGUUCUUCUACCUCCCAGAGUUCUUAACGAACUCCAACAAGUACGACUUUGGUCUUCUUCAAAAUAUGACCACGGCCAUCGACUCGGUUGAGCUACCUCCGUGGGCCAAAGGAGACCCCAAGAUCUUCAUCGCCAAGCACCGCGAGGCACUCGAGAGCCCUUACGUAUCUGAGAACCUGCACCACUGGAUCGAUCUGGUUUUCGGUAGCAAACAAAAGGGUGAUGCAGCGGUUGAGUCUGUCAACGUUUUCCACCAUUUGUCUUACAAGGGCGCUAAAGACUUGGACGCUAUCGAUGACCCAAUGGAACGGUUGGCCACCAUUGGUAUCAUUCACAACUUCGGACAAACUCCUCAUCAGAUAUUCCAACGGACUCACGCCCCUAGGGAAGAUCAAAAGCAUCGCGUGCCCCGGCUUGACACCCUCGCUGAAUCACUGACACAAAUGCCCUUGUCUCUACUAAAUAUUGAGGAGCGUGUGGCUACACUGUCCAUGAAACAAGAUCGUCUGUUGUGCACUGCAGCCCUCAGGCUCAAUGUCCCACCCACCUAUGAAUACUACAUGGAAUGGGGAUUCUUCGAUGGCAGUGUUCGCUUUUACACUGCCGAUACUCGCAAGCUUUUGGGUCACUUUGAACACCUUCACGUUGGCCAGCUAUCUUCUGCCACCUUUGCGGACUCUCGCACCCUUGUUACCUGUGGCACUGACUGUACCAUCUCCCUGUGGACUGUGACUGCGACUACCAAGUCGGUUGAUUUGCAACCCAUCGGCUCUCUCUUUGGUCACCGGUCGCCCGUGUCGGUGCUUGCAGUGUCUCGUUCCUUCAGUGCCAUGUUAUCUGCCUCCAGCGACGGUCAGAUCAUGCUGUGGGAUCUCAACCGACGUUCCUUCGUGCGGGCUCUUCCCGCUGAAGGUGCGGUGGAUUGUGCUCGCAUUAACGACAUCUCUGGAGACAUCAUGGUCUGCCGGGGCAAUCGCUUGUCUCUCUACACUCUCAAUGGAGUUGUUCUCGUCGAUCAGCCGGUUUCCGAGUCCAGUGAUGAUCGUGUCUUGUCCUGUGUUUUCUACGAAGGAGUCCAGAACGAAUGGCUCGAACGCGAACUGGUCUUAACUGGUCACACUCGUGGUGUCGUCAAUGUGUGGAGCAAGAAUAUUCGGGGCGGUCGAUUCGAGCUGGAAUUGAUCCGACAGUUACAUCAUACGGACAGUAAUCGUGACACCGGCGCUAACAUUAGUGCGGGCAUUAGCUGUAUGCUGGCCCUUCCCCACGUGGUUUAUACGGGGGAUGAGGCGGGCCGAGUGUAUGAGUGGAACUGCAUCCAACGUCGAUGA